Messenger RNA from Phoenix dactylifera (date palm), 1625 nucleotides. RefSeq names its product leucine-rich repeat receptor protein kinase HPCA1-like. Gene Ontology annotation, molecular function: protein binding. Lineage: Eukaryota; Viridiplantae; Streptophyta; Magnoliopsida; Arecales; Arecaceae. The record is from RefSeq and is a predicted model, not a curated record.
CGAGGGACGGCAGCAAUUCAAACACCCUUGCAAUUUGAUGUUUCUUUUGAUUGCUUUAUUCUCGUCCUCUUCCUUGAUUACAUCCAGCAUGAUCUCCUACCGAGGGACGGCAGCAAUUCAAACACCCUUGCAAUACGAUGUUUUUUUUUAUUUCUUUAUUCGCUUCCUCUUCCUUGAUUCCAUCCAGCAUGACCUCCUACCGAGGGACGGCAGCAGCGUAUCGAUGAUGACGAGGAAAUGGUAAGAAGAUCCAUGGGCAGACUACCUUUUUAAACCUCCAUCCUCAUGAUUCAGCAUCCCAGACGCAUUGAUGAGGGUGAAUUAUGGCAUGUUAGUUGCUAGCCUUUUCUCUGCCAACUAAACAGCUUCUAAUACAAGGUGCUGAUUGGAAUAAGCUGCUCUGGUGGUUGGCUUUGCCGGCGAGAGACCGGGCGUGUUCAUUUUAUCUCCUUCAGGCUACCAUGGGGACGACCCUGCGGUUCUUGCUGUUGCUCAUGUGGCUAUCAGGUCUUCAACUUUGUUCAUGCGACACCGAUCCACAAGAUGCUGCUGCACUGCGAUCGCUGAUGAAUCAAUGGCAGGCUGCGCCACCAAGCUGGGGGCAGUCAGAUGAUCCCUGUGGGAUGCCCUGGAAUGGAGUUAUCUGCAGCAAAUCCAGGGUGACAAUACUGAGACUAUCAACAAUGGGCAUCAAGGGAACAUUAAGUGGUGACAUAGGUCAACUCACCAAAUUGCAAUCCUUGGACCUGUCCUACAACAGUGAUCUUGGCGGUCCACUCACUCCAAAUAUUGGGAACUUGAAGGAGCUCACCACCCUAAUCUUGGUUGGUUGCAACUUUAGCGGUACCAUUCCAUCAGAAUUAGGCAAUUUAGCAGAACUCUCAUUCUUGGAUCUGAACUCAAAUCAGUUCACUGGAAACAUACCUGCCUCGCUUGGGAACCUCUCCAAUCUCUACUGGCUGGACCUGGCAAACAAUAAGUUGACUGGGAUGCUCCCCAUUUCAAAAGGAACAACCCCUGGUUUGGACCUGCUAAUCAAUACGAAGCAUUUCCAUUUCAACAAAAACCAGCUAUCAGGUCAAAUUCCAGAACAACUGUUCAGCUCUCAAAUGACACUGAUACACAUACUCUUUGAUGCAAAUCAAUUUACUGGGCCAAUUCCGGAGUCCUUAGGACUCGUGAAAUCGCUCGAGGUUCUUCGUCUUGAUCGGAAUUUCCUGUCGGGUUCAGUUCCUUCCAAUAUUAACAAUCUUACAAACAUCAAUGAAUUGAGUCUAGCAAACAAUAAGCUGGAUGGGUCAAUGCCAGAUCUGACUGGAAUGAACAACCUAAAUUAUGUGGAUUUAAGCAACAACACUUUUGAACCUUCAGAAGUUCCAGCCUGGUUUUCAACAAUACAAUCUCUCACGGCCCUAGUCGUAGAAUCUGGAGGUCUUUCUGGGCAAAUCCCAGAGAAGCUAUUCAGCCAUCCUCAACUGCAGCAAGUGAUACUGAAAAACAAUGAACUCAAUGGCACCCUUGAUAUGGGAAGCAGCAUCAGCUCCCAGUUACAGAUUGUAGAUUUCCAAAACAAUUCUAUUGCUUCGUUCAUACUGACUUCCAAGUACAACAAUACUGUAAUGUGA